Molecule: messenger RNA, 4497 nt
Organism: Gasterosteus aculeatus aculeatus (three-spined stickleback)
Lineage: Eukaryota; Metazoa; Chordata; Actinopteri; Perciformes; Gasterosteidae
Product: UDP-glucuronosyltransferase 1-2
Molecular function (GO): UDP-glycosyltransferase activity
Source: RefSeq, a predicted model, not a curated record
UUAUAAUAGGGCCUGUGUGUGAAUUCAAGCUGUGUGGAAACACAGAUCUCACAUCGUUUCCUGGCUCUCAGAGGACGUGGAGCUCAAGCCAAACUUCUGGGUUUUGAUACAACAAUAACCAGGAAAUGUCUGGAGUGAUCCCUUUAUUCCUGGCAGGGCUCUGCUUCCUAUUUCUAAGACCCACUUGUUGCACGGGCAGCAGGAUCCUGGUAGUGCCCGCUGACGGCAGCCACUGGAUAAACAUGGAGGAGAUCCUCCGAGAGCUGCACUCCAGAGGCCACGACAUCACUGUGCUGCGCUCUACCAAAAGCUGGUACAUCCCUAACAACUCCUCGAUUUAUACCUCUAUUAAUGUGACCAUGCAGGAGGAUGAGUUGGACCCAGACUUCUUCAAUAAACUGUUACAAGAUGCUAUGGAAUGCCGCGAUUUUCAGCCCUCUAUAGGCACCUUCUGUCAAGAGCACCUGAUCACAUCCUUGUUGGGAAAUGGCCAUGAGAUCCUUGCUAGAUCAGCUGCUGCAAUGCUAGAUGACCCUGUGUUUAUGAAGAAGCUGCAUGAUGAAAAGUAUGACUUAAUGUUAACCGACCCUGCUAUGACUUUAGGGGUCAUUUUAGGUAGUUACCUCAAGCUGCCGAUGGUUUUCAAUGUGCGAUGGAUUAAUAAUGGGGAGGGCCAUUUGACUAUAGCUCCCUCUCCUGUCUCCUAUGUCCCUGUGUCAGGAAGCGAACUCCGUGAUCGGAUGGAUUUUCUGGAACGAACCAAGAAUAUGUUGCAUUAUCUUUAUAGUUUUUGUGAACAACAAUUCAUCAUUAACCCUCCCUACGCCGAUCUGCUCCAGCGGCAUUUCCCUCCUGGGACUGACCUGCUGUCGUUGGAGCUUGCGGCUGAUAUCUGGCUGGUGAGGACUGAUUUUGUCUUUGAGUUCCCUCGACCCACGAUGCCCAACUUGGUGUACAUAGGGGGGUUCCAGUGUAAACCAUCCAAUCCCCUUCCUGUUGAGCUGGAGGCCUUCAUGCAGAGCUCUGGGGAGCAUGGGGUGGUGGUCAUGUCUCUGGGGACAUUUGUAUCGGCCAUUAAUGACCAGGCCACAGAGGCCAUCGCUGCUGCUUUUGCUGAACUCCCUCAGAAGGUGGUGUGGAGGUUUGGGGGGGGAAAACCGUUAUGCCUGGGCAACAACACCCUACUGAUGGACUGGUUGCCCCAGAGAGACCUCCUGGGACACCCCAAGACUCGUGCAUUCGUAGCCCAUGGAGGCACUAACGGCAUGUACGAGGCCAUUUACCAUGCCGUUCCUGUUCUGGGCCUGCCCCUGCUCUUUGACCAGUUUGACAACCUGCUGCGGCUGAAGGUACGCGGGGCAGCUCGGGUGGUGGAAGCAAAAUCAAUCACCAAAGAAGACUUCCUGGAGGCUCUAAGGGACAUCUUGGAGACUCCCUCGUACCGCCACAACAUACAGCAUCUCUCACAGCUACACCGCGACCGGCCAAUGUCUCCCAUGGACACGGCCAUCUUUUGGAUUGAGUACGUCAUUCGGAACAAAGGAGCUGCCCACCUGCAGUCAGCAGGUUUUAAUCUUCCUUGGUAUUCCUACUUCUGCCUGGAUGUGGCAGUUCUAUUUGGGGCCCUUAUUUGGGUCUUUAUCUGGGCUUCAGUCGUAGUCUAUAAGAUUCUCUGCUGCCGAGGACGCCGCAGGAAGAUCAAAGCAGAGUAACUGAUUAUGACCAAAGUCAUGCUUAAAGACCACUCAGUUUGUUUGGGGAAUGAACACAAAUAUCUUCGAAGAAGUGAAACCCAGCAACUGAUUCUCUUUGAGAGUUUUGAAACAUUGCUUUCUCAUAUUAUAAACAUUCAAAUUCAAUAAUAUUAAUUAUCGUUGCUGAAAAUACAGACAAUGUUUUAAUUUAAUUGCUUUAACCAGAGAUUAUACAUAAAUAGUCAUGGCUUGCUUCAAGUACAUUCAUCGGAUUUUUGGAGCUAUAUGGAAAUGUUUUUAAAUCAUGAACUUAGACUAGAGCAUUAAUCAUAGUCUGCUUUCAUUGUAAAAUUCAUAAAAAGUUCCCUUUUGUAUGAAUACUAUUUACCUUAAAUACCUGUGAUGUUCUGCAGGGCUCUGCAGACAAAAUUCUGAAUAAUCUAAAUGAGUUGAGCAAUCACAUUAGUAAGGAAGUUGCAUGUUAUAGCAAAAACAGUAUGUGCAAACAGGAUGUCUACAUGAUAAUGGCCUAGAUAAUUUUGUCUUCAUUCUAGGAAGGGAAAUAUCACUGUAUAAAGUCUACACUGAAUCUUUUUGAUUGUAAACACACCUGAAGUCUGAUCAUAGGGUUACUUUAGUGCAAAGCACAAACAAAAUGUGAGAUUGAGGGUUUAUGUAUCAUCUUUUAAAUAAUUAGGCAUGAGGCAAACUAUGAAAAAGUGCACUGAAUGUAGAAUGUGCAUGUAAAUGUUAUUCAAAGUGUCUAUUUUCGAAGACUUGAAUCAAUGUCCAACACGACGCAUCUCUGAUACAAAUGUGACUGAGUUAAAACACCUCACCGUAUUAACUACUAUUUAUUUGGAAAUGUCUCACUAAGGUAGCUAAAUUAUGAACACACACACAGAAAAUAUCACUGGACAGAGAGCGAGACAAGUCGGAAUAAAAUAAAUGAAUAAAUCAACGGGAACUGUUCAGAAGCAGAUUAAACUUUGGCAAAUAUUCAAACUAUUAAAUAACCAUUAAGAAACAAUAAUCAAGCGGGUGUAAAAAUCUAUUACAACUAGUGACCUGAGAAUACUUUAUUUAAUUUUCAUAUAUUGAGAACAACUGCGUUAUACUUGGUUAUUUAGCAUUGCCUUCAUUUCAAAAUCUGGAGAACCAAAAUGAUAUCCCUUAUGAAUGAUGUCGUCAAUUUUUAGGUUUAGAUAUAUGAUGCCAUUCUAUUUUUGAUUAAAUCUUUUAUGGUCCAAACAAAUUCCCAGGAAUCCCGCCCCCUUUCAACACAAGCAGAUAAUUGGCCAAUGAGCUGUCGAUUGAACAGAUUAAGCUGCUUUGAUGCAGUAACAUCGGUGAUGUGAGCAAAACAGCAAGUACACACUAGGUUUGACAAUAGCCGGUACACAAAUAGGCAAAAGAAAAGUAUUUUUUGUAGAAAUGGGUAGGACAGUUUUUUUGUUAAUGAAUUUGCAUAACAAAUGGUUAAAAUUUCUGAUGCAAUCAUGUUGAUCUAUCAAAGAUUCUAUGUUGAGUUGCGCAGAGAUUGGCAGUAUCUCCAUUACCUGUAUUUGAAACACAUUUUUUUUUUUUUGUAUUUUGUAUUUGGUAAGGCCGAUAAAAAAUCUAACAUUAUUUAAAACAAACAACUCAGUGGAGUCAUUUUGUACUUAAAAUACUCAAAAAACCUUGUACAAGUUGUAUUCAGAUCUUCAAGUUCAACGGAUUGUCUGUCUGGGUAAACAUUUUAUCCGAGGGUGACGGACGUCAACUAGCUUGAUGUAUAAUUUACAUCUAGGUCUGGCUACACAGCCUACAAUGGUCGUCGUUCUAAUAUCAAGCUAGCGAUCAAUGCUAACUAUAUAGCCUACCAUGCCACUGGCCAAUGUAAGAGAGAAAUAAGUAAGCUACCAUGCCACUAUCCUAGGUAUAGUAAAAGAGAAGUAAGUAGGCUACUCACUUGUUAUGCUACUUGAUCACUUUUCUAUUGAUUUACUACUUACCUUUUAUUUGUAUUCAUUUUUCUGUGCAGAACUUGAUGUACAGCAAAUUAUUUAGGCUUUUUACGUGUGUAUAACUGGUUUUAAUCCUAUAUUUUGCUCUUAUAGUAUACAUAGGCCUAAGGUGUCAUGCUACUCAUAUGAGAUGAAUAUUAUCUUGUUGAUAUAUAUAUAUGUAUUUAAUCAAGUUGUUUUAUUAAUACAUUUUCUUAGUUAAACUGACAUUUUGCUACUGAUAUUCCUUUUUGUGGGGUGCACCAGAGCUUUGUGUACAUUAUUAAGCCCAAACCUGAAUGAUCUGCUAUACCAAAUUGUGAGAAAAUGGAAAAUCCCCCCAAAAUAUCUUACAUUCUAAAUACAAAAUACAUGUUUUGUAUUUUGUUACAUUUUCUGGCACAAGUAUUUUGUAUUUUAUUUAAUACAUUUAUUUGAGGAGUAUUUGGUAUUUUGUGUUAAAAUAUAUUUGGAUGUAUUUUUGCUCAUCUCUGGAGUGGUGCUACUUCACCAAAUUUAACAGAAAAUAAGAACAGCUGUGGCUCAUAUGUUAUUAACCGACAAUAUAUUUAAGAUAGUUUCUUUUAAAACGUACCUAAUCCAAAUAUAAUGUUUUAAUGCAACAGCAUUCCAUAUAGAUAUGUUGUAUUUUCAGUUUCAGAACCAGACUUUUCAUCCCUUAACAAUUGCACAUAAUGUUUUUUCCAUUCCAUUCCUUUUAAUGUGGUCAGUUUUCAAUAAUUUCAAUAAGAUGUUAAUGGAGAUUCAUUUUUCUCACGUUGAAAUUAUAAUAAAGGCUGAGUAAAACUACUGAA